Molecule: messenger RNA, 1005 nt
Organism: Microthlaspi erraticum
Lineage: Eukaryota; Viridiplantae; Streptophyta; Magnoliopsida; Brassicales; Brassicaceae
Source: the annotation of a GenBank genome assembly
AUGUCUAGUUCCGACAAAACGACGGUGGAUCCACUUCUGAAAGAUUUGAAUGAGAAGAAAGAGAGUUUCCGGCGAAACGUUGUGUCUCUGGCGGCGGAGCUGAAACAAGUGAGGGGCCGUUUAGUUUCUCAAGAGCAAUCCUUUCUCAAAGAAACCCUAACUCGAAAAGAAGCAGAGAGAAGGGGAAAGAACAUGGAAAUGGAGAUGUGUAAAUUACAGAAAAGAUUGGAAGAAAGGAAUUGUCAGCUUGAAGCUUCUGCUUCUGCUGCUGAAAAGUUUAUCAAAGACUUGGAGGAAUUCAGAUCACAGCUAAACGUGACCAAGAAAACUGCAGAGGCAACUGCUGAUUCUGCUCAAUCUAGUCAGAUGCAAUGCUCAUUGCUUAAAAAACAACUUGACGACAAAACACGUUCUCUAAGAGAACACGAAGAUCGUGUGACUCAGCUCGGGCAUCAGCUUGAUAAUCUACAGAGAGAUCUUAGCCUUAGAGAGUGGUCAGAGAAGCAGCUAAGGGAGGAAGUUACGAAUCUCGAGCGUGAGAUAACAGAGGCCAUUGCAAAGGCUGGGAUGGACAGCGAGCUCCAGAAGCUUAUAGAUGAUGUCUCUCCAAUGAGAUUCGAGAGGAUGAAUAGGCUAGUUGAAGUGAAAGACCAAGAGAUUACAAAACUGAAAGAUGAGAUGAGGUUAAUGUCUGGUCACUGGAAACAUAAGACUAUUGAACUUGAAUCUCAGCUGGAGAAACAGAGAAGAACUGAUCAAGAUUUGAAGAAGAAGGUGCUGAAACUAGAGUUCUGUCUUCAAGAAGCUAGAAGCCAGACGAGAAAGCUGCAGAGGAAAGGAGAAAGGAGGGACAUGGAGAUCAAAGCGAUAAGAGAUCUGAUGUCGGAGAAACAACAACGUAGUAAUGAAGAAUCUUGGGAGAAACAGAAUUUCUGGGACAAUUCUGGUUUUAAGAUCGUUGUUUCAAUGUCAAUGCUGAUGUUAGUCGUAGUUUCCAAAAGAUAA